AGUCUGUUUUAGGGGGAAACUUUUACUUUUCUAUGUGGGGGAGGGGGGCAGGGUAAGGGGGAAACCGUCUCCCAGUCUCUUCCUGGCGGGGACGCGACUAUUUCUCCGAGUCGCGUCCUCGCCCCCCACCUCGCGGCCUACCAGCUGGAUCGGAGCGGCCUUUCCUGCCGGGGACCGGGAACCGGACCAGGGCUGCUACAGCGGCGGCGCAGCGCUGGAGUCACCGCGGAGCGGGCGAUGCCUACCUGGGUCGCCGUUUGGAGCUCCGGAGCGUUGAGCCGUUGCUCCAACAUCGUGGAGCUCUGGUGCGGAGAGCUUCCAACGCGGGCGGCGCUGACCGCCAUCGUGGAGUCCUGGGGCACCUUGCAGAGGGUCUCCAGCAGCAGUCUCCACCCGGCGCGGCCUACGGACAUUGGAAGCCGCCGACUCCGGUAGGAGGGGGCCGACUCUGGUGUCCAUGCCUCUGAGGACGUCCCGCAGCCCCGACGUCAGACUUGUAUCACCUCGGCGAGCGGUCCUGGACAUCGGGCCGCCCGUAGCUGCAACUGCGGAGGGCUUGGGGAGGCCCUGACCACGGGGAACAGUGGAGGAAGAGACUGACUUUGGUGCCUUCUCACACAGUGGGAAACUUUGAUUCUGCUGUGUGGGGAUGUUUUGUGUUAAAUUCUAUAGUGUGUUGAGUCCUGUUUAUUUUUAUUGUAUGGCUGUAUGGGAAUUCAUUUCACUGUGCCAUCUGGCACAUGUGACAAUUAAAUCUCUUGAAUCUUGAAUCUUGGUCUCCCUCAACAUUGGGAACAUGUUUCCUGCCUCUGGAGUGUUCAAUACCUUAAUAAUCUUAUAUAUUUCAAUAAGAUCCCCUCUCAUCCUAAAUUCCAGUGUAUACAAGCCCAGUCGCUCCAUUCUAUCAACAUUUGACAGUCCCGCCAUCCCAGGGAAUUAACCUCGUGAACCUACAUUGCACUCCCUCAAUAGCAAGAAUGUCAUUCCUCAGAUUUGGAGACAAAACUGCACAUGUAACAAAGCAGCAUGCAUGAAUCACUGAGUUACUCCAGCACUUUGUAUCCGUCAUUAUUUACUAUUUUACAAAUUUAGCAAUUCUGCUGGAUCUACCCUUUGUCUCUUUACAAUAACCGUAAAAACACACCUUUUAUUCCUGACAUUACCUCGGAGAAUCCAGGAAAUACUGUUGCAUGACUGGUAUAUUUUUCCUCUACUGCCCCUAUUUAGAAUAUAUUGCUUCCUCUUUGCUUUUGCAGUCAGGUUCUCAUUUGCUUUGUAAUGGCCAUUACCCUGCAUCCCUGGAGAACAUGGAUAUAUGACAUUUUGGGUUGGUACCCUUCUUAACUGAUGUUGCCAUUUUUCAACAGACUAAUUUCUUCACCCUUAAACCCAUGCAAAAUAUCAUGCUCUGCAUCUGUACAGUGACCCAGUCUGAGUACACAGGUGAAGAUUCCAUUUUGAUUGGCGAUGAUGCUGGGUUUGUGAACCUGUUAGUUGUGGGAACUGAAGAUCUCAAUCUCCAGAAAACCAAAGAGAGAAACGCCUUGCAAUCCCAGAUCUUGGAUCCACGUCUACUCCGUCGUACGAUCUUACGUCGGAAACUACACCAAGAGUGGGUAUUGAGAGUGAAGUAUUUUCCACAUUUGAACUCCUUCGUGAGCUGUUCUUCAGAUAGUGUACACUCAGUGGUCCUGGAUGACAUACGCAAACUUGGAGACUGUCAGCCCAUUAGAACGUUGUCAGUCCCACGAGGAGUUAAUGCUUUUGAUUAUUGUGUGAAAGCAAAUACCUUUGUUACUGGUGGUGAAGAUAAAAUUGUUCGACUUUGGAAUCCAAAUAUGUUCCUCAAACCAAAGGCAUUGUUGAGUGGCCACAACUGUAUCAUUACUGAGGUAGUGAUUAAUGAAGCUGAUCAACAUAUUAUUAGCCUCUCAACUGAAGGGAUGUUCAGAGUCUGGGAUAUUCAGACGAUUGCUGUCCUGCAAGUCUUCAUCUUGGGUGAACAUCAACUAGAUCGGCACUUCAACAGUAUGGUGUUUGACCAUAAGCAUAAGCGAUUAAUUGCUGGCUCCCAGUCAAUAGAUCUUGUGCCACUCACGUCUGCUGUCCAGGAUAGCCUGCAGGUUCCACGUUCUCAUGAACGAUCCAUAAAUGUUCUGGUCUACAACAAAACUACUGAAACAGUUGUCACCAUUUGUAGUAAAUCUGUUAUUAAGGUCUGGAAUAUACGAAGCGGGAGGAAAGUGUAUCAUAUUGCAGAACCUCAUGGGCAUGCGGUGGAGGUGACAGCGGCAGCAGUGGAUGAGAUUGGAAAUGAACUCGUCACAGGAGCAAAUGAUGGCUCGUUGAUAACUUGGGAGUUAAGAAGUGGAGAGAAAAUAAGAAGUCUACCUCCAGUUACAGAAAGCAAUGAAGAAAAUAAACGAAUUUCAUAUCUGUUCUAUAUGAAUUUGAAAGAAGUGCAGAUGAUAAUUGCUGUGGGUUGGCACAACUCCAUCAAAAUAAUACAGGGUGGACCAGAUGAAUCUUAUCUCUCAGUUCUAGGAACAUUUCCAAACAUAGCCAAGGAAAUAGACAACAGUUUGUUCCCUUUCAAACAACGUCUAAGUCCCAGCGGACAGUCCAAUCCCAAGAAGCAGGAUGACCCGGAUGAUGUAGGAUUGUGUGGCAUUGAUAUACUGGAGUGUAAUGCUGAACCCUUGUUAGCAAUUGGAUGGUCCAACUUGAUCAUUGUAUGGAAUUUUGAAGCAGCAAGCAUCUUGCAAAUUUUUAAUGAAGAUCGACUUUCCGAUACCACAGAUGCAAGUGAACAGAAUGAUUUAAUGAUGGAUGUGGAGUCAUCCAAGGUUCAAGUUGUCAAAUUUAUUCCCGUCAAAAGACAAUUUAUUGAACAAGAUGUUCCUGGGGGAAACACUGAAAUCCAGUCCAAGGAAUCACUUGGACUUUUAAUGGACACAUCAAAACUCAGCAUACUGUUCAAGUUUGCUGAGAGCUUUACAACUUCUGAAUAUAGCCAAGCAGAGCAAAAUCAGCCAGCACCCGCUGCAACUGAGGAAAUUGCACUAUUGCCUGCAGUGGAACCUAAUCCCAUUCUGCUAUCCGCUCAUCAGGACGGCUCUGUUCAGUUUUGGAGUUUAGAGGGUGUACAGUUGGAUAAGAUCUUGCCCACCCUUCAGUUUUGCAAUCCUAUCACUGCAAUCUCAAUCGGUGAAACAACGUCUCUUGUCGUAGCUGGAAAUCACAAGGGAUACAUAAUAAUUUGGGAUAUUGAACCAUUGUUCGACAACCCAUCUGCACCGAAUAAGGAGCCCAUACAUCGUAUCAUUAGCUGGAGAGCUCAUAUUUUGUCAAUAGUCAGCAUCGUCUUCUUGGAGCACGUAAAUGUUGUUGUUUCUGCAUCGGUAGAUUCUUCUGUCAGGGUUUGGUAUUCAUUAAAUGGCCAUUAUAUUGGAUACUUUGGACAACACAGUUCUUUACUUCUAACGAAUCCCAGUGAGUUUGUUUUACCCAGUGACAUAACUGAAGCCCCAGUGGAGAGUAAAUCAAAGCAAUCCCAGAAGGCAGACCAGUUGGACUACCCUUUGAUGUUGGAUUGGAAAAGAUGGAAACCAUUUGAUCGGGAAGGUUAUUUAAUAAAGCUGCAGCUACAGCGCAAAGCUCUCGAUGUAGAUCAGGACAAGAAAUUCUUCAAAUCGAUAACUUUACCAAGGCUAAAACAAAAACCAAUGGAAAGUUCCACAUCAGGCACCAGAGCGAAGGGAGCAGUUUUUCGGGCUCUUCCCGUGUACAAUAUGGAUCCUUUAUUCCAAGUGGACCAAUUUAAGAACAUAAAAUUUCCUGAAGAAAAACGUCGUGACUCCCUCCAUAACAUUUUUGCAAGAGAAAAGAGAGCCACCAUUUCAACCACUAAAACAGUUGCCAGGGGAUCUAUUCUCCACCCUAUUCAGACUUGCUAUAUUUUCAAUGCUACUACUGCCCCACCUCCUUACGUGAUGCUUUGAAGAUAAGAACUACUGCAGCCACGGCCAGUGCAGUAUUUAUUGCUACUAGUGGUCUUCAGAUCGUUAGAAACCAAGUGAUAAUUUUUGAGAAGGACCACUCGGUUCGAUUCAUUGGAACCAUUCAGUUCAGUUAAAGUAAAGUAAACUGCAGCAUAUUGAUUCGGUUAUAUCUACUAUUUACAAGUACGUUCUUUCAAGGAUGGUAUUAAGAAAUUAAAUUGGUUAAGAAGAGGUAAAGAUUGAAUGGGUUAUCAUUUUAACACCUAUCUUAACCAAGUGAAUCUUACUGAUGGCAUGGGAACAGCCAUUCCCAAAGAAUUGCAGAUUUGUAGGUUAAUUGGCUUCGGUAAAAAUUGUCAAUUGCUCCUAGUGUGUAGGAUGUUUGUUAAGGAAUGGGGUGAUCUCUGGUCCACACCGUCUUGGUGGGCCUAAAGGCCUGUUUCCACGCUAUAUUGCUAAAGUGUCAAGUCUAAAGAAACCCACGCAAUCUCAGGGAUAAUGUGCAAACUCCACACAGACAGCAGAUGUCAGGAUCUAUGGCACUGCGAGGCAGUAGCUUUUCCAACUACAUUGCUGUGUUGUUGUUCUGUGCAACUGCGAACAGCAUCCUUUUUAAAAUAGAGAUCUGACAGGACAAACAGAAAUAAACUUGGGUGUGAGUAAUUGCUAAAUCAUAUCAUUGUAAAGACUGUAUCAAUAUAAAAAUUUCAUUUGUCCUCCAAACAAUCAUGGGCAGUAAAAGGGUUCCACAAUAGACAUUCAAUUGCAAUGCGUGAUGAUGUGUUGAAAGCAGUCAUCUCUUGCACUGAAGCAAGAAGUGGAUAAUAGCCAUCAGAACAGAAUGUGGACAAGUCAAUUGUGAAAAUGGUUUUAUAAAGCUAAUAUACAUGCCCUAAAGGGAUACUUACUAAAUGUUUAAACGUGAAUAAUUCAAGAGUCGAGAAUGUUUUAUUGUCAUAUGUCCCGAAACGGAACAAUAAAAUCCUUACUUGCAGCAGCAUAACAGAUGUGUAAACAGUAUGUUGCAGUG
Molecule: messenger RNA, 5031 nt
Organism: Leucoraja erinaceus (little skate)
Lineage: Eukaryota; Metazoa; Chordata; Chondrichthyes; Rajiformes; Rajidae
Product: WD repeat-containing protein 64-like
Exons: 22
Coding region: 1392-4001 (869 amino acids)
Molecular function (GO): protein binding
Source: RefSeq, a predicted model, not a curated record